Camellia sinensis is the source of this 3400-nucleotide messenger RNA. NCBI's taxonomy places the organism in Eukaryota, Viridiplantae, Streptophyta, Magnoliopsida, Ericales, Theaceae. The record is from RefSeq and is a predicted model, not a curated record.
UGAAAAUAUCUAGAUCUCUAUCCAUCCGUCGCAACAAUGCUAGCCUGGAAGCCAUGGCUCUUCGGUGGAGCACCGAGACACACACCUUUAUACUUGGCCAGCACGAGAUGGGGCCCACCCUUGAGGAUGUGUUCAUGUUGCUGCGUCUGGAAGUGACCGGCCCUGAUGCCUUCGACCCUGAGCAGACACCCCCCGAAGAUGAUUCUUUGAUCCAAUCUCUGAAGCUAAAUCUUCAAACUUGUGGUCGGUGGAGUUCUGUUUUUGAUGGUUCAGCGAGGAGGACUAGUCGAGUAAGGAUGGACCGUGCCUCCUAUACUGCAUGGAUCCGUUACUUCUUCAAGGAUCUUCAGCCCUUGGCCAGAGAUGCUGACCCUGACUCUCGGGAGUAUGAGGCCGGUCCGAUGUAUGGCUCUAGGCUCUAUUUCUUGGGAUUUCUGGCUUGCUUCCUUUCAUUCUUCAUUCUUCCGAGCACACCUCCGGAUUCCCUCAAUCCUUUCGUCUUCCCCUUGGCAGUCAGGCUCUUCAGAGGAGAUCGGAUCCCUUUGGCUCCCCUAUUUCUUGGGAAUCUCUAUUAUCGGCUGGAUCUACUACAUCGAGAUAUGGUUCGCUCCGUGGGUCGAUAUGAGCCUGUCUCCUUCAUUCACAGCCAGUUCCUGCUUUGUUUCUUCUUCGAGAGGUUCCCAAAAUUUGCCCCUGCUCCGACUGUAUUCGAGGCGGAGGUUCUUCGGGAGAUAGUGGAUAAAGAUGGCAUCCCCGUGCUCGAUACUGAUGGAUCUCGGACAUUUGAGAAGGCGAAGUCUUGCCAGCCGUUGAUUACACGGUGGUCACGUACCAUUUCCACCUUAUCCUUGAAUACUCUGGUGGAUGAUCCCCGACGCUUUGUGGCACAGCCGUAUGUAUGCCCACCUGUGGGUGUGGCCACACCGCUUAUCUAUCAUGGUUCCUCCCGCUCGGUGUCCUUUCCUUUGCCGAAGAACAUCCCUGCACCCUUUGUUGAUAUGCUGAUUAUGAUCCGUCCGAGUUCAUUACCGGUGUGGCAUGAGGAAGGCGUUGAUAGUGCCGUUUAUAGGCCUGACCGCGUAGCAUGUCAAUUCGGGUUUGAUCAAUGUGCCCCGGGGCCAGCACCUCCUUUAUUAUCAUUUUCAGCGAGCUGCGAGCGCUUCAGUCGCGGGCUUGUACACACCGUGCUUCCCAUAUCCGGCUCUUUGACGAUGCCAGGCUUGAGUCGAGUAGGGGGUUUCACCUCCUCUUUCAGGUGGUAUUGGCAGAAGAAUAUCGAUGCGUUUAUUGCAUUUGUCCAGAGCAGACUGACCAUAUGUUUGCCUCCGCCGAUUUAUAAGAAGGAUUCUUCUCUUCGGCUACCCGAGAGCCGAAAAUCUGACCACAUGUACGAGAGUUUCUUCACCUCAUCUGCUCCAACUGACCCUUCUGCUCGGGCAUCUGCUUCUAGCUUGGCAAUUACUUCUCCGGAGCUAGUCCCUUUGAAUAAGGCCUCUGGUCCUCGGACGACCCGCCUUAAGAAGAUGGCUCACAAGAGGACUUCUGAUGCCAGUCCUUCCGCUCCUCGCCUUUCCAAAAGGCUUCAUGAGGAUCCUGCGGUUGUUGACGUUUUCAGUACCGUGGCUCCUGGCCAUGCUGCCUCCCCCAGGCCGGACUCAGACUUGGACGACACCCUCCCUUUGUCUGCAAGACUUGUGAAGAUGCGCACCUCUCGUAUAGCAGUUAUAGAUGAUGACGAUGAUGAGGCUGAGUCCUCUAACCAUUUUUGUGACCUUAUUCCAUGCAUGCGUUGUCACUGCCCUACCGUAGCUGAGGAGGAGUGCUAUCUUGGUGACGAGGUUAUUGGGGCUCACCGUUCUGCUGAGGAGGAGCACUACCUUGGUGACGAGUUUAUUGGGGCUCACCGUUCUGAUAUUGAGAUUGCUGGAGGGACUGAUGCCACAGGAAUUGAUGCCGCGGGCCAUGCUUCUAGAAGCAAUGUAGAGAUGAGGUGUGCCUCUGGGAAUGGUGUGGAGGUAGAUGUGCUAGAGAUCUCUGAGACUCGCUCUGGCACUUAUGGUGAUUCUCAUCCUCCGGCCCUCCUUCCUUCUUCAGGGAUGACUGCUACUGUUCAGGCUUCGUCAGACAUUGAGAUCAAUCAGGUGCUCUCUAUACGGCCAAGUGACCUUGCUGAUGCUAGGAGUCCUUCAGUCGCUCCGGCUUUGCAUAUUGAUUCUCCCUCUGUGUUAGCUGCUACCGGGGUCUUGCCUUCACCUGCCUCAGACUCUGCUCCAGUGUUAGCUGCUACCGGGGUCCCGUCUUUACCUGCCCCGGACUCUACUCCGACUCUCUUUGUAACUCCUCACGGUUCUCCUUCUCAAGGGGGAACACCUGCCUUUGAGACGACUGCCAGAGGUUCUUCAUCGCCAGUGCCUUCAAAUAUUUUGGAUUUGAAUCUCAGUGAUUUCCACAUUGAUAAUGAUGCUUUUGGUCUUUCCCCUUAUCGUUCGGCAUUCUCAGGCUCGGGACCUCUGCCGGGAGUUACCCCUCCGGGUGGUUCAUCUAACCCGAUAGACAUUGGGGAGAUUCCUGAGACUAGCAGCUUUCCGGCCCCAAUUCCUCCUUCAGCUUCUGGCAAAGUAUCAUUUCUCCAUUAUUGGGUAGCUCCUGAGUUUGCUUCAGUUCUACAGCUUGUGCAUUCAAGUUACCCGGAGACCUUUGCUUCAUUUGCUUGCCAGUGUCCACUCAUUCAGACUGCUCUUCUCGAGUCUUUUGCCACUAUCUUAUAUAGCUUGGACACGCAACGGUUGUGUGACCUUAAUGGGAAAGUAGUCGAGACGGCGUAUCAGGGGAUCUCUGACACGGAGCGUCACCAAGUGGACUUAUCAUGGCUUCGGAAGCGCUUGGAUAUAGCUUCGAACGCCAGUCAUCGGCUGGAACUUAUGUCUGUGCUUGCCUCUUAUCGCACCUCCAUAGAUGAGAUAAAGGCAACUCUUCGUGAACUUGAGUCGGGUUAUGCUCGGGCCUUGGAGACUUUAGAGGCACACUCUACUGUUUGUCCUCCAGAUGUAGAUAUGACGGGCAGCUUCUUCGAGGGUGUCUUUAGGAAAGAUUGAGUUUUUUCUUUUUUUAUCAUUACUUUCUUGCCCCUUUCGAUAAAAAUGUUUUAUCUAGGACAAUGCAAUGAAAUGACAAAAUUUUUGUUGUUUGGAUAUUUUCGCAUUGUUUUCUCAUUCUACUUGAUAAAAUAUUUAUUUCGAAUGAUAGAACAAUCAUAUGCACAUGUUUAUAAAAGAUGAAAUAUUCUCAUUAGUUCUUCAACUUUCUUGACAAAAGCAUAAUAGAUUCACUGUAAGUGAUGGGAUAAAACAUACACCAUAGAGAAAACCAGCUUCUUCAUAACGCAAGGGAAAUACAACCU